Molecule: messenger RNA, 1681 nt
Organism: Mya arenaria
Lineage: Eukaryota; Metazoa; Mollusca; Bivalvia; Myida; Myidae
Product: netrin receptor UNC5B-a-like
Exons: 7
Coding region: 238-1608 (456 amino acids)
Source: RefSeq, a predicted model, not a curated record
GAUAAGAUAUCUCGUGGGAAUUAAAACACUACUCUGUGCAGUUCGGGCUAAAUUUAAAAUAUAUGUGUUUGUGUUUUAAAAAGUUCGUGUUUAUUUUUUUAAGGUAUUGAUUUUUUCGUAGCUAUCGGUUUAAUUAAGCUAUCAACUACAGAACUAUUUAAAUGUUAAAUACUACUAUGUAAAACCGUGUUUAUUUUCUGGCUACAUUUACAUACGUGUGUUCGAUGAAGCUAUGGCAUGAGUUCGACAAAACAAUUUAUUUUUAUUGCACUCACAGUGUGUACUGGUAAAUUAAGAGGUGAACAAAUUCAAAAGAGUGUUGGAGAUGCCAUAAGAUUUGUUCUCCCGCCAUAUUUUGAAUGUGGGCCAUACUCGUUGAUUGGCCCGAAUCGAGUUAACGUCAUCAAUAUUUCCAACGCGACACAAUGUGACGUCAUGCAGCUAUAUGUAGAUCGGGGCAAGUGUCAGCUUCAAACAGACUGGUCCUUUUGGUUUGCGUUACACAAACUUUCAAAAAGGGAUGGAGGAAGGUAUGUUCUUCGAGGAGGACCAAACGCUGAUAGUGUGGGAUGUAAGCUGGAGCAAUGGACCGAUGUCAUUGUAUUAGGAUCUGAAUGGUUACUAUGGGGAUCUUGGAGUGGGUGCAGCCAGUCUUGUGGUAGAGAAUUCCGUACGCGGUCACGUGACUGCUCCCAGCCUUUAACAUGUGGGGUGGAUAACCAAGAGAUUGAGGUGUGCGAAUACCAGCCGUGCAAGGAUCAUAUAGAAAGAAUUACGUCAACAUUAGGACGCAUGACGACCGAUGGUCACUGGAGUUAUUGGUCCACGUGGUCACAUUGCUCUCGCACAUGCGCAGAGGGGCAGAAAACACGGUCGCGUGACUGCUUGGACGAGCGCAGUAAUACAUUACCAACUGAGUAUUGCAAGGGAGACAAACACGAAACUGACAUCUGCAAGGAAACAGACUGUUUAGCAGGUGCUCGCAAUAACCAAGUGACGUCAUCAUCUGGAGACAUGACGUUGUCAGUGCCUCUUUAUGGAGUCGUUGGAGCUGGAGCGGGGAUUUUCAUCAUCGUUCUCGUCGUAGUUAUCGUUGCCCUGAUGAUGAAAUUGAAGAGACGGCGGAGGUUGUCGAUCGGUUCUUCAUCUACAGCCAUGGAUAGGCAUGCGCAGAAAAAGAUGAAAAAAUGCAACAAACGCAAACAGUCUCCGGCAAUUUCGAUUCAUUUGUAUGACGAUAUAAACGACGAUGACGUCAAGUCCGAUAUGUCCGAAAGCAAAGGAGGUGACAGAUCUUCAGUAAUGACUAUGGACAACCCCUACGUCUUUUUACCAAAAUCUCCCAACCCCCAAAUUCGAGAAUAUGGGAAUGUAGCAUACAGUAAUACAUCAAACACUGUGGCCAUGUUCAAUAAUGGGACAUCGACGGAAAAUAACGGACAUCAAUCGGAAAAUUCCGAUAUAUUGACGGAAACGACCGAUUUUUUUCCGGAAAAUGUAGAAGGUCCACAAACAUCUUGGUAUAACGAGCGUCACAAGUCAGUGGAUAGUGUUGGUUACACGAUUUCUGCGAACGAGAGAGCGCGGCGUAAACGCUAUUUAAAAUGAAUUAACUAGGAUGUAAUAUGCACAAAAUGCAAUAUGGACUAUCUGCUGUUUUGUCAUGAUCGUUAUACAUAUA